This is a messenger RNA of Acipenser ruthenus (sterlet), 2033 nucleotides long. RefSeq names its product AFG1 like ATPase a (gene afg1la). Lineage: Eukaryota; Metazoa; Chordata; Actinopteri; Acipenseriformes; Acipenseridae. The record is from RefSeq and is a predicted model, not a curated record. Gene Ontology annotation, molecular function: ATP hydrolysis activity; ATP binding. Bases 58 to 1614 code for a protein of 518 amino acids. The transcript is spliced from 14 exons. Gene Ontology annotation, cellular component: cytoplasm; mitochondrion.
GACUGUGCCCCGUGACUCACUCUGUCCGUCCUUCAUGUGUUGACGUUUAUAAUAAAGAUGGCUGCGGCCAUGUCGCCCUUGGCUACGGUGAAAUGUUUCAUUCAAUUUCUAAAUAAAGAUAAUAUUUUAUUACAGCGGAAGCUCUUCUGUACAGCCAGGGACACUUUCAAGGACUUUACUGUUCUGACAGCCAAACGCAUACCACAGGCUGCUGUAGACCAUCGGCCAAUAAACUAUUCAAGCUUCAGUGGACCAUUGGAACACUAUGAGGACCUAAUCAGGACAGGAGAACUGAAAGAUGACCAGCAGCAGAGAAUUGUUUUGCAGCAUCUACAGAAGCUGCAAGAAACCCUAAAGGGCUAUAGUACCAGCCCGGCAAGUUUCCUAUCAAAGGUGAGGACUGAAGGUGACAUAAGAAAUCGGAAGUUGGAAGGUAAAAGGUCAUGCAGCUCAGAAAACAUAUCCAAUGAACAGGAGCUUUUUACCAAACCCAAACCCCCUAAAGGCUUCUAUGUCCAUGGUGAUGUUGGUACAGGGAAGACUAUGGUAAUGGACAUGUUUUAUUCACACGUAGAAGUUGAAAAGAAAAAGAGGGUCCAUUUUCAUGGUUUUAUGUUAGAUGUACAUAAAAGAAUCCAUCGUCUUAAACAGAGCCUGCCUAAACGGAAGCCAGGAUUAAUGUCCAAGUCCUACGAUCCCUUUGCACCCGUAGCUGCAGAAAUCAGUGAAGAAACCUGCUUGUUAUGCUUUGAUGAGUUUCAGGUCACCGACAUCGCAGAUGCCAUGAUUUUAAAGCGGCUCUUUGAAAACCUGUUUCUAAAUGGAGUGGUUGUUGUGGCAACAUCCAAUAGGCCUCCAGAAGGAGGAUGUCCUUGCACAAAAUACUUCUCAAGGCUGCCAGUGAAAGAGAUCUUAAACCUCUAUAAAAAUGGGCUUCAGAGGGCUAACUUUGUGCCAUUCAUUACAGUACUGAAGGAAUACUGCACAACCCUUCAGUUGGACUCUGGGAUAGACUACAGAAAAAGAAGUUUGCCUGCUGCUGGAAAACUCUACUACCUCACAAGUGAAGCUGAUGUGGAGGCUGUCAUGGAUAAGCAGUUUGAUGAGCUGGCUCAAAAACAAAAUGAUAUAACUCGACCAAGGAUUUUGAAAGUGCAAGGCAGAGAACUGAGACUGAACAAGACUUGUGGGACCAUAGCGGACUGCACAUUUGAAGAGCUGUGCAACCGGCCUUUGGGUGCCAGUGACUACUUGAAGAUGUCCACAGUUUUUGAUACAGUGUUUAUCCGCAAUAUACCCCUUCUGAAUUUGGCAAAAAAGACCCAGGCCAGGCGUUUCAUCACCCUCAUCGACACCUUUUAUGACAACAAAGUGCGAGUCGUCUGUCUUGCAAAUCGACCUUUGGAUAGAAUAUUUGUUCAUGAUCGCCAAGGCAGCGACGAGGAAUCUCACAGAAUACUUAUGGACGACCUCGGACUGUGCCAUGAUUCCGCCAGCAGUCUUUCCAUUUUUACUGGAGAAGAAGAAGUCUUUGCAUUUCAGCGUACAGUGUCCCGCCUCACUGAAAUGCAGACAGACCAGUACUGGAAUGAUGGGGACAGGAGCAAGAAAUAACCAGACACUGAGGAUCAGUGGCCUAUCAGAACUUACCAAGCAUUGGGGAAACAAAAUUGUUAUGAUUUUAGACAAUGCAAUAUAUUUAUUUCACAUGAUAUCAUCAUUGCAUUUUAGCCAUUGCAGCAUUGAUCUUCCAUUGAGCUUGUAUUUUAUAUUUUUAAAUAAAAAAAAUGUUAUGCAAUUGUAUUUGUUCUACAACUAAAUAUUUAUGGAACAUUUGGGGAGGAAUUGUGUUUGAUUUGACUGGUACUGUUCAUGUAUGUUAGAAAAUGCACAACAGGUUUAUACAACAGUAUAGUCCUCAAAUCCAGUAAGCUGCUAUUAAAAAAUGUUUUUUAAAUGCUAUUUAAAGUUUGGUGCCACACAUUAUACUGGCCACCAGUGAUCAAGAAAAUAAAUCUGGUGAUGUAAUGAUG